GCAAAGUUUAUUAUUUAACACACUAUUUUCACGAGCUAUAGAAAUACGGCAAGAUGAAUCCUCAGAAAUGUCACCAUCACUGUCAUCAAUGUCACUAUCAUUGUCAUCAAUGUCAUCAUCAUGAUCAUCAUCCAGUACCAAAAGAUGUGAUAGUUCUAGGUCACUACUGGCGAGAUUAUACUGGCGAAAUACCUGAAGACGCUUUCCCGGGUGGACAUGAUUCAAACAAUAAACCCAUCUACAUUGGUCAAGCAUUCUUAAAAGGUGGUGAAAUGAUACCGACAAGUAUUUAUCCUGGUCAAGCUGGUAUGAAAUUACCCUGUAACUGGAAAGCGAAUUAUUCUGACAUCGGCAUGAAAAUACUUUGUAGUUCAAACCCGGAUUCUCUUUCUUGGGAAAAUGUUACUGCUUCGAAUCUACAUUCGACUACAGCUGGCAAACAAUUAGUCGUUGGGGGAUUCCAAGAUAAGAACAAGUUCAUCGUUGGACGAGUAAAGCACGAAAAAGAACUACUCGUGGGGAAAGUGCUGGGGUACACCAAUGGAAGCGCCAAACUACACUUUGUUGGUGACGACAAGGAAAUUUCUGUUGAAUCAUACCAAGUUUUAAUACAAAGUUCCACAAAUAAUUGUUAGGUACUACAUUGGUACCAGUACAUUAAUUUUGUGUAUUACAUGUAUGGUUACCGAGAA
Molecule: messenger RNA, 692 nt
Organism: Zophobas morio
Lineage: Eukaryota; Metazoa; Arthropoda; Insecta; Coleoptera; Tenebrionidae
Exons: 3
Coding region: 54-635 (193 amino acids)
Source: RefSeq, a predicted model, not a curated record